Molecule: messenger RNA, 1862 nt
Organism: Melopsittacus undulatus (budgerigar)
Lineage: Eukaryota; Metazoa; Chordata; Aves; Psittaciformes; Psittaculidae
Gene: SCHIP1
Product: schwannomin interacting protein 1
Exons: 7
Coding region: 151-885 (244 amino acids)
Biological process (GO): positive regulation of hippo signaling
Cellular component (GO): plasma membrane; cell junction
Source: RefSeq, a predicted model, not a curated record
CCCGGGCUGCAGUCCUCUUCUUCUGUGUCCCUUCUCUCUCUUCGCAUCCUCCUCAUCCUUCUCCUUCCCGCCGGGGUCGGAGACCCCGCGGAGCGGCGCGGCGGCUGCGGCAGCUGCCGGCUGGGCGGCCGCUGCGGAUGAUGCACGGAGAUGGUCCACCAGGAAAACUGCUCCUACCAGGCCCAGAAGAAUGAGCGGGAGUCAAUCAGACAGAAGUUGGCUCUGGGCAGUUUCUUCGAUGAUGGCCCAGGACUUUAUACCAGCUGCAGUAAGAGCGGCAAGCCAAGCCUCUCCUCUCGAUUACAAAGUGGGAUGAACCUGCAGAUUUGCUUUGUGAAUGACAGCGGCAGCGACAAGGACAGUGAUGCUGAUGACAGCAAGACAGAAACCAGCCUGGACACACCAUUGUCGCCCAUGAGCAAGCAGAGUUCAUCCUACUCUGACAGAGACACGACAGAGGAAGAGUCAGAGUCCCUUGAUGACAUGGAUUUCCUCACAAGGCAAAAGAAACUCCAAGCUGAAGCCAAAAUGGCCUUGGCUAUGGCAAAACCCAUGGCCAAAAUGCAAGUCGAGGUGGAAAAACAGAACAGGAAGAAAUCGCCAGUUGCGGAUCUUCUGCCACAUAUGCCUCAUAUAAGUGAAUGCCUGAUGAAGAGAAGUUUAAAACCCACUGAUCUAAGAGACAUGACUAUCGGGCAGCUACAGGUGAUAGUCAACGAUCUCCACUCACAGAUAGAAAGCUUGAACGAGGAGCUGGUGCAGCUGCUUCUCAUUCGGGACGAGUUGCACACGGAGCAGGACGCCAUGCUGGUGGACAUUGAGGAUCUGACCAGACACGCCGAAAGUCAGCAGAAGCACAUGGCAGAGAAGAUGCCGGCAAAAUGAACCUGGGAGUCUCGGGAGCAGAGCUCGAGCGAUACUUCAUUUUGCUUCUGUGUGUGUCCAAGCUCUGAUGUCCACGGUGGCGCACAAGAAAACCAGUGUUAGUCAUUGACCAUGUCUGAAGCUUUAUGUCUGGUGAUUGGCCUCUGCUUCUUAAUUUAUUUUAAUUUUUUUACUCGUGCCACUAAAUAUCAGGCAUUUUAAUAAUAUUAUUACAGAAAAUGUACAGUACUUAUAACAUUAUAAAUCAUGGGUGAGAAGAAAGGGUAGUUUAACUUUAUUUUUGUUUGUUUAGAGAUUUUCAUUUGAAUGAUAUUUUACCAUUGACUACUUUUUUAUUCUUCACUGUAGUUUUAAAAUAAAGAAACUGUACUUGACGGUGCUAUACAAGUCAAAAAAUACAUGCCUGCCUCGUAGUGAAGUUGUAGCUUUCAGUAAUAUGUAUAUUUUAAUCAGUUUUCAACAUUUUGUGAAUGUUGACUACCUGACAUGCAUUUUUAGAUGUACUAUUAACAUUCGGUUGGAUUCAGAGAGUUACCUUGAAAGUUUUAUGUAUAAAUAUGUAAAAUAAAAGUUUAAAAAAUUGUUUCAUAUGAUAUGUCUUUUUGUUGCCUAGUGGUUGUCUUUGGUGAUGCACCAGUGAUGUAUUCCUUGAACCAAAUGUGCAAUUCCUAAUUUGUCAUCACCAGAAAAAGCUUCAUUUUUCUUUUUUUUUUUCCAGUCAAUCACAUGAAAUCAUGGAAAGAAGACAGGAUUUUUGUAGAGUUAUUUAUUUGUAAGUUCAUAAUGUUUGUAUGACAUGGACUUAAGAGAUUCUUCUAUAAUAACAUUCACUGGGCCCUAAUGUUGUGACUAUUGUUAGAAUAAUUAGGCACAUACUAUAGAUGAGUUCUUUUUCUAUUUUAUUGUCUAGGCUAAAUAUUUAAACCACUCACCAAUGUCAGAAAUAAAAAAGAAAAUCAAUGUUAAUAAUCAAAGCA